AUGCGGCGUUCCUGGACAAUCUUGAGAAAGAGUCCAAGGAAUUCAACAAGGCAUGCGAAGCCUCCAUUUUCCGAAGCAUUAGCAUUACUGACACUGGCACAGGAUGAGGAGAUCGAUCGCAUCAUGAAGGCCUUCCGCGCCAACGCUUACGAUGUCAUGGAUCUGCAGCCUGGUGUGCCUGACGAGGACAUCAAGAAGAUCUAUCGCAAGAAAUCACUUCUGAUACAUCCCGACAAGACCAAGAACCCCAACGCGCAGGACGCCUUCGAUCGGCUUGCAAAGGCACACCAAAUGCUGCUGGACGAGAAAGAGCGUGCGAAGCUGGACGAAGCGAUCGGAGAUGCGCGCAUGCUCCUGAUCCGGGAGAAGAAGUUGACCACCGACAGCGAAGAAGUCAAGGACCCCGAUGUCGACUUUAUCAAAGAGUGGAAGAACAAGGUCAAAUACGUGCUGGCAGACAAUGAGGCUCGCAGGCAGCGUCAGAUGAAAGCUCAGAUGCAGGAGGAAGGCAGGCAGAAGAAGAAGGAAGACGAGGAGAUCGAGGCAAGGAAGCGGAAGAGAGAGCACGAGCAGGAUUGGGAGAAGACUCGUGAACAUCGCAUUGGACGCUGGCGCGAGUUCACCAAGAAACACAGCGCAGAGAAAUCGGGCAAGAAAAAGAAGAUGAAGACAUUAGGUUGA
This is a messenger RNA of Pseudocercospora fijiensis CIRAD86, 681 nucleotides long. RefSeq lists its product as uncharacterized. The transcript has a single exon. The coding region runs from base 1 to 681 and encodes 226 amino acids. The record is from RefSeq and is a predicted model, not a curated record. NCBI's taxonomy places the organism in Eukaryota, Fungi, Ascomycota, Dothideomycetes, Mycosphaerellales, Mycosphaerellaceae.